GUGGUUCAGCAGGGACAUCCCUCAUGUGGUCUUACCGGUUCCUCAGCGCUUCACGUUAACUCUAUAGCUUCCAGCAUUUGAAUCUUGCUGACAGUGAAAGGUUUAGUCAAAGGCAGCACCAAUGUGAAUACAAAUGAAGCGUUACAUGUACCUGAUUAUCUCCUGGGUCGGCUAGACUGGCUGCGCUUGUUUUACUGCCCCAGCAACAUAAGCAGUGUCAUAAAGGUCACGUUGUGUGGGCUUCUGCUUCCUAUUGAUCAACCGGUUUGUGGGUCCAAAGUUCAGUAGACUUAGUGUAAUGUACUCUAUUCUCUCACAUACAGUCCUGCUGUGCGGGGAGGCAGAGGGACACACAAACCACUAGUGUAAAGAGAGAUGUUUCCUAAAGGGAUUUUAGAUGAAGAGGAGGAAGUACAGUUGCUAAGCCCAGAGAGAGAAAAACGUUUAACCAAAAGAAGACCCUCACCACAAUUUUGUGUGAACAAAACCUUUUACGACUUUCCAGUAUCUGCCUGGAAACAAGCAAAGAAACCCAGUCUCGCUUUUGACAACAGGGGCUAUGAAGGAAGCCCAGAUGACCUGCCCUCUUUGCCUGAUGAUGUGGGCUCAGUAGUGGUGGCAAUUGAAGGCAUGACUUGCCAGUCCUGUGUGCAGUCAAUUGAAGGAAGGAUCUCUAAAAUAUUAGGGAUAGUAAGCAUAAAUGUAUGCCUGGAACAGAAUAAUGCUGUUGUCAACUAUUUACAGUUAGAAAUAACGCCACAUCAAAUUUGUGAAGAGAUUGAAGACAUGGGUUUUGAUGCAAGUUUAUCAGAGGAGAUGGGGAUUACAUCAUCUCUAAAAUCGACUUAUUAUGGCGACGAUGUGAUAAAAAUUAGAGUAGAAGGCAUGACGUGCCAGUCUUGUGUCAACACAAUUGAAGGCAAAAUAGGCAAAAUUCAGGGUGUGCAGAAGAUCAAAGUGUCCCUUAGCAGUCAAGAAGCAAUCAUCACUUAUAAGUCAGACAUCAUCCAACCAGAAGACCUGAGGAAAUACAUAGAAGACAUGGGAUUCGAAGCUUCUAUUAAAAACAAGCCAGAUCCAACAAAGCUUGGGACAAUUGACGUAGGACGCUUGCAGAGCAGCUCUACUGAAAACAAUUUAGGGGGUAGCCCCACUGAAACUGUGACUUUAGGGAUAGACGGCAUGCACUGUAAGUCUUGUGUGCACAACAUUGAAGGAUAUGUAUCUGGCCUUGCCGGCAUUCGAAGCAUCAAAGUCUCACUCGAGAACAAAAAUGCCGUUGUGUGCCUUUAUCAAGGGUCUACCUCACUCUUAUCCUUAAAAGAAAGCAUUGAAAAUCUUCCUCCAGGGAACUUUAAAGUAACGCUUCCAGUGGUGGUAGAAAAGAGCCAAUCAUUAACAAGAGACAGUAUUUAUUCUUCUCACACAGACCAGAGCAUAGGUGGAAACAUGGCCUUAAUUAGUAUUGGGGGAAUGACCUGUGGAUCUUGCGUAUCAUCAAUUGAAAACAUGAUUUCACAAAGGAAGGGCGUACUGCAUAUAUCUGUUUCUUUAGAUGAAGGGAAUGGGAACAUCUUCUACAAUCCACGUGAAACAAAUGCAGAGGAGUUACGAUCAGCCAUAGAAGAUAUGGGAUUUCACUCCACUCUUGAAUCUGAUAACUCACUGUCUACAAGCCGUAGUCAGUAUAACUCCCAGGAAGAGGACAACAAGCAAACCACCACAAAGAAAAUUGAUGGCAGCCAAAAUUACAUAUUGGAUGUUCUACCCAAAAAAUCUCACCCGGACUUUAAUAAUGAUAAAUAUGAUACAGCUCCUGAGAAAAGUUUCUUGCAGAUCACAGGAAUGACGUGUGCAUCAUGUGUUUCUAACAUUGAGAGGAACCUAAAAAAGAGAGAUGGAAUUGUGUCCGUGCUUGUAGCACUGAUGUCUGGUAAGGCAGAGGUCAAGUACCACCCAGACAGAAUUCAGCCACUGGAAAUAGCACAACUAGUUGAAGAUCUAGGAUUCGGGGCAUCCGUAAUGGAAGAUUACACAGCUACCGAUGGCAAUGUGGAGUUAAUUAUUACAGGAAUGACCUGUGCUUCUUGUGUUCACAACAUUGAAUCCAGGCUAAUGAGAACCCCCGGCAUUUUGGAAGCAUCAGUUGCUCUAGCUACGUGCAAAGCCCAGGUCAAGUUUGAUCCAGAGACUGUUGGUCCACGAGAUAUAAUUCAAGUUAUUCAGGGAAUUGGCUUUCAAGCUUCUUUAGCCAAAAGAGACCCAACAGCUCAUAAUCUAGACCAUAAGGAGGAAAUAAAACAGUGGAGAAAUUCCUUCCUUUUCAGUCUUCUAUUUGGGAUCCCUGUUAUAAUCCUCAUGAUUUACAUGUUUGCUGCUAACAAAGACCAUCACAGUACCAUGGUGCUUGACAGAAAUAUUAUCCCUGGCCUGUCAAUAAUAAAUCUUGUCUUCUUCAUUCUCUGUACCUUUGUUCAGACCCUUGGAGGCCGGUAUUUUUAUGUUCAAGCUUAUAAAUCUCUGAAGCACAAGGCAACUAAUAUGGAUGUGCUGAUUGUCCUGGCCACCACUAUUGCCUACAUUUACUCUGUGGUUAUCCUGGCAGUGGCCAUGGGGGAGAAGGCCGAUAAGAGCCCUGAGACUUUUUUUGAUACCCCUCCCAUGCUGUUUAUGUUUAUUGCCCUGGGAAGAUGGCUGGAGCAUAUUGCAAAGAGUAAAACCUCAGAGGCUCUCGCCAAGCUGAUAUCCCUACAAGCUACGGAGGCCACAAUUGUUACAUUUGGUGCAAAUCAAACCAUUCUAAGAGAAGAGCAGGUAGAUGUAGAAUUAGUUCAAAGAGGAGACAUUGUCAAGGUUGUGCCUGGGGGUAAAUUCCCUGUUGACGGAAAAGUCAUCGAAGGAACUUCAAUGGCAGACGAAUCUCUCAUUACAGGUGAGCCGAUGCCCGUACGGAAGAAGCCUGGGAGCAUGGUUAUUGCUGGUUCCAUCAAUGCACAUGGCACGGUUCUUGUUGAAGCCACACAUGUUGGAUCGGAAACCACUUUGGCGCAGAUUGUUAAACUUGUGGAGGAAGCUCAAAUGUCCAAGGCACCUAUCCAGCAGCUGGCAGAUAAAAUAAGUGGAUACUUUGUUCCCUUUAUCAUCAUCAUUUCUGUCGUGACUUUGGUGACUUGGAUAACAAUUGGCUUUGUAAAUUUUGAUAUCAUAAUUAAAUAUUUUCCAAGUUACAAUCAAAAUAUUUCCAAGACAGAAGUCAUAAUACGUGUGGCAUUUCAGACCUCCAUUACCGUGCUGAGCAUCGCCUGUCCCUGUGCUUUGGGCCUGGCAACACCCACAGCAGUAAUGGUUGGCACAGGAGUGGCAGCUCAGAAUGGCAUCCUUAUCAAAGGUGGUGAACCGCUGGAGAUGGCUCACAAGAUAAAGGCAGUGAUGUUUGACAAGACCGGCACCAUAACCCAUGGGGUGCCUAAAGUCAUGAGAGUGCUGCUGCUAGGAGAUGUGCUGAAGAUGCCUCUGAAAAGAAUGCUAGCAGUGGUGGGGACAGCAGAAGCCAGCAGUGAACAUCCCUUGGGAAUGGCUGUUUCAAAAUACUGCAAGGAGGAACUUGGUACAGAAACGCUAGGAUAUUGUACAGAUUUCCAGGCUGUCCCAGGAUGUGGCAUCAGCUGUAAAGUGAACAACAUAGAGAGUGUUCUAGUCCAGAGUGAAGAAGGACUAAAUGAACAGAACUCCUACAGAAAUUCUCUUCUCAGUACCACAGACAGCUCUUUGAUUAUCUCACCGGAAUUAUUAGGUGCACAAGCUCCAGCACCCCACACUGUUUUAAUUGGCAAUCGAGAAUGGAUGAGACGCAACGGGCUACACAUCUCCACUGAUGUUGAUGAGGCCAUGUCCAGCCAUGAGAUGAAAGGACAAACAGCAAUACUAGUGGCAAUAGAUGGUGAGCUGUGCGGGAUGAUUGCCAUCGCAGACACAGUGAAAGAGGAGGCGGCUCUUGCUGUACAUACCCUGAAAAGCAUGGGGAUAGAUGUGGCUAUGAUUACAGGCGACAACAGAAAAACUGCAAAAGCUAUUGCUACCCAGGUUGGAAUCAAAAAGGUUUUUGCAGAAGUUCUUCCUUCCCAUAAAGUUGCAAAGGUUCAAGCUUUCCAGAAUGAUAAGAAGAGGGUGGCCAUGGUAGGAGAUGGAGUGAAUGACUCGCCAGCGCUUGCCAGAGCUGAUAUUGGCAUCGCCAUUGGCACCGGGACUGAUGUGGCCAUUGAAGCUGCUGAUAUAGUUCUUAUCAGGAAUGAUUUAUUAGAUGUGGUUGCCAGUAUCCACCUCUCAAAGAGGACAGUGAGAAGAAUACGACUCAACUUUAUAUUUGCUUUGAUCUAUAAUCUUCUUGGCGUACCUAUUGCUGCAGGUGUGUUCAUGCCAGUGGGACUUGUGUUACAGCCUUGGAUGGGCUCAGCUGCAAUGGCAGCUUCCUCUGUGUCUGUGGUUUUGUCUUCAUUGCAGUUGAAAUGCUACAGGAAACCAGACUCAGACAGGUAUGAAGCUCGUGCGCAAGGACACAUGAAGCCUCUCACCCCAUCACAGAUAAGUGUUCACAUUGGGCUGGAUGACCGGAGAAGGGAUCUGACAAAAGCCUGGGAUCAGAUGAGUUAUAUCAGCCAAGUGUCCAGAGCCUCCCAGAAGCUGAAGCGCCACAGCUCUAUUGUAGAGCAGCAAGACAAGUGGUCACUGCUGAUCAAUGAAACACCUGAAGAUCAGCUGAUCUGAAUCCCUGUUUAAAGGGCAGAGGCAUCAUAUGAUGAAACUGAUCACCCUGAAUAUGAAUUUGGGAGUGUGAAUGAACUCAAUGGCAAGGAUUACACUUUCUUUCUGUCUAGUAGUGAAUAGGGAACAGUCAUCUCUAUAUAAUUCUGUUUACAAUGUAGUGGCCACAAAGAAAGCUUUUAAAAGUCAUAUAUUAAUGGAGAAGGGACAGAAAAUGGACCCAGUGAUGCUAAAAGCAGUUGGGCUAGAAAUUAAGAAAACAAAGAUAAGGGAUGUUAUGGGAAACAAACAGCAAGGACUCCGUAGCAAUGUCACAACUGUUCCACAGUCUGUUAUUUUAAUUUAAACCAAUAUUGGUAUGAAACGGGUGUCAUAGGUGUAACAGUGACAUCACACAGUCACAUGCUGGAAUGAUGUCAUUCAGCUAGGAAUGGGCAAAAGCAUAACUCCCAACAUUUUUUAAAUAAAAAGAGGGGAAAAAAGUUGGCGCGUGUAGCUCAGAUUUUUUUGACCACACCCAUUUUUGUGGCCACACACCCUAAUUACCAUGUUCAUUUUACAAAAUU
Messenger RNA from Xenopus laevis (African clawed frog), 5327 nucleotides. It is a transcript of the gene atp7b.L, whose product is annotated as ATPase, Cu++ transporting, beta polypeptide L homeolog. Gene Ontology annotation, biological process: intracellular copper ion homeostasis; copper ion homeostasis; copper ion export. Gene Ontology annotation, molecular function: ATP hydrolysis activity; metal ion binding; copper ion binding. The record is from RefSeq and is a predicted model, not a curated record. Lineage: Eukaryota; Metazoa; Chordata; Amphibia; Anura; Pipidae. Gene Ontology annotation, cellular component: Golgi apparatus; late endosome; membrane. The transcript has 22 exons. Bases 376 to 4764 code for a protein of 1462 amino acids.